AUGAAAUCUCUUCCGCACUCCGACCCGAAAAGCUUCUCCCGGCAGGUGGAAACCCACAGCCAGUACUGCACCGGGUCGUUUCACCAGCAGCACUCCAAUCUCCCGGCUCGGGUCCACAAGAGCUGGCUCUUCUUCCCCUGGCACCGGAUGUUCCUCUACUUCCACGAGAGGAUCCUCGGGAGCCUGAUCGGCGACGAGACCUUCGCGUUUGCCGUUUCGGGGUUGGGAUUCACCUGA
This is a messenger RNA of Linum tenue, 237 nucleotides long. The record is from the annotation of a GenBank genome assembly. NCBI's taxonomy places the organism in Eukaryota, Viridiplantae, Streptophyta, Magnoliopsida, Malpighiales, Linaceae.